Messenger RNA from Ruditapes philippinarum (Manila clam), 876 nucleotides. RefSeq names its product cAMP-regulated D2 protein-like. The transcript has 3 exons. The record is from RefSeq and is a predicted model, not a curated record. The coding region runs from base 1 to 876 and encodes 291 amino acids. Lineage: Eukaryota; Metazoa; Mollusca; Bivalvia; Venerida; Veneridae.
AUGAAUAAAUUGCCAUUCAAGCUGAAAAAAACAACAAGAGCGUUUGGAUUUCUAGUGACUGGAGUUGGCAGCGAUGAUAUAAAUGGUAACUUUGGUAUAUUAGACCAGAUCCAGGCGCUGAAUUGGGUGCACGAAAACAUUGGAGUGUUUGGGGGCGAUAAUAACAGGAUAACGUUGUUUGGUCAAAGUGCAGGGGCUCUGUCGACGGCUAUUCACAUGACGUCACCCAAUGUUGCACCUUUGUUCAGCCGAGUUAUAAUUGAAAGUUCACCAUUUACUAUUCCACUGAAGCCAUUAGAUAUCGCUAUUACCCAGGGCAACGAAUUCGGAAGUCUCUUAAACUGCACUGCGGGAAACGUUUCAUGCCUUAUGUCAAAAUCUGCAAAUCAAAUAGCGUCUGCACAGGGCAAAUAUUUCCAACAAGCAUUGUUUUCUGACAGCUAUCUCCGAAAGUUUUUGCCAUGGACUCCACAUAUUGAUGGAACAAUAAUCAAACAAGGUGUAAUGGAAGCUUUCAUAAAUGGGGCGUAUGCCCCUAAACCAGCAAUACUUGGUAGCACAUCAGAGGAAGGUCAAAUGUACAUAUAUCUCGGGUUUGGCAAACCAAUGUCAGCAUUGGAGUAUCGACUUCUUCUAUUUGGUGUCAGGCCAAAGCAGUCAACUGAGGUUUAUAAAAUGUACAAACCAGAGCUGAAGUCUGAUGCAAGAUCAACAUUGACUGAACUCACUACAGACUUUGUGUUCUAUUGUCCAGCCAGAACUGUUGCCCGUUCUAUUUCACGGUUUGCACCUGUAUACACAUACGUGUUCAAUAACAAUAUUUCAAUGCCAUCAGUUUGGAAUCACCUCAAUCAUUUGGUUAUAGGGGCAAGGUAA